Trichoderma reesei QM6a is the source of this 912-nucleotide messenger RNA. RefSeq lists its product as uncharacterized. Gene Ontology annotation, cellular component: histone deacetylase complex. The record is from RefSeq and is a predicted model, not a curated record. NCBI's taxonomy places the organism in Eukaryota, Fungi, Ascomycota, Sordariomycetes, Hypocreales, Hypocreaceae. The transcript is spliced from 2 exons. Gene Ontology annotation, molecular function: protein binding; transcription coregulator activity. Gene Ontology annotation, biological process: regulation of DNA-templated transcription. Bases 1 to 912 code for a protein of 303 amino acids.
AUGGACCGUACAGUGCGGAGAGCCGGCGCAGAGUCAGGUGCUGCAAAGCCUCUCUACCUUCUCACGCUGGUUUCUCCCUCCAGGCCAGACCAAGACCCUCGCUUCUCUCCUCCGAACCUCGCAGCCCACACAAGAAGCAAUCCGGCUAAGCACGUUUUGUCCGAGAAAUGUGACGAUCGACUCUUCUCCUCACUUGUCGUCUUUCUCCUCUCGCAGCUCCAUAACUCGACAAUUUCUCGCCUCCAGCUUCUCUCCUGCUCGCAGCAGCUUCGCAAAGCCACAGCUUGCUUCGCCCAUUCUCGCUCCGCUUUCUCUUCCUCUUCCUUUCGUCUCCUCUCGUCUCCUCUACUCUACUCUCCCCCCAAACCACCAAGCAACCACCCGCCUACCAUGGCUCCGACCAAGAACUCCCGCAAAGACCACGACGACCACAAGGGCGACGCUCCGGCCGAAAAGAAGAAUGGCCACGGCUCUGCAAAGAUGCGCCGCGGGGCCAGCCAGCAGACGCACGCCGCCAGCCGCGAACUGCCUCCCGCUCCCACAUCUGCGCCCGCCCAGGCGCCGACCGAGCCUCUGCUCCCCAGCCUUCCCUGGUCCUCCUUUGAGCGACGAUCCCUCCACGCCUACGUCCGCGAACACGAAUUGACGACGCCCGCCUCCUACUCCAGCUCCUUCCACAACUGGGUGCUUUCGCGACCGGGUAGCCUGGGCCUACACUCUCCCACAAUGGUCCGCAAGCAGCAGAUCAAGCGACAGUCCAAGGACCAGCUCGCCCUGGCGGUGCGCAAGCACUUCAAUGGGCUCGGCAUCCAGGAGAACGACGUCAUUGUCGACUUUAUCUACAAAGUACGAAACCACCAGGGCGCGAAAUCCAAAGCGCCGGCGAAACAAGCCCUCAUGGCGACCGAUUGA